AUGAACUCGAAGCAGUCAAAUGUGUUUGAUUUCUCGAUCAGGUCGACUGUUGAUGAUAUUAUGAAUGGAUACAAUGGAACUGUAUUUGCGUACGGCCAGACAGGAGCGGGAAAGUCAUACACGAUGAUGGGAUCCGACAUCGAUGACCCCGAUGGCAAGGGAAUCAUACCUCGUAUAGUCGAGCAGAUCUUCACCAGCAUCCUGACCAGCCCUGGCAACAUUGAAUACACCGUGCGUGUCAGUUACAUGGAGAUAUAUAUGGAACGGAUAAGAGACUUGUUGGUGCCGCAAAACGAUAACCUACCCGUUCACGAGGAGAAAUCAAGGGGCGUCUACGUCAAGGGCUUGCUUGAAAUAUACGUGUCCAGUGUACAGGAGGUGUUUGAGGUGAUGAGAAGGGGUGAUACCUCGAGAGCAGUUGCGGCAACGAAUAUGAAUCAGGAAUCGUCUCGCUCGCACUCGAUAUUUGUCAUCACCAUCACUCAGAAGAAUGUCGAGACUGGAUCUGCCAAGAGCGGUCAGCUUUUCCUUGUCGAUCUUGCUGGCAGUGAAAAGGUGGGCAAAACCGGCGCCAGUGGACAGACCCUCGAAGAAGCGAAGAAAAUUAACAAGAGUUUGAGUGCACUGGGCAUGGUCAUCAACGCUCUCACUGACGGCAAAUCUACUCACAUUCCAUACCGAGAUUCGAAGCUCACUAGAAUUCUGCAAGAAAGUCUGGGAGGUAACUCCCGAACGACACUGAUAAUUAACUGCUCUCCCAGUAGCUACAACGAUGCGGAAACGCUUAGCACUCUUCGAUUCGGUGGACGAGCAAAGGCCAUCAAGAACAAGGCGAAGAUUAACCAGGAAUUGAGUCCAGCAGAGCUCAAGCACCUUCUCAAGAAGGCUCAGAGCCAGGUAACUACUUUCGAAACCUACAUAUCUGCUCUAGAGAACGAAGUGCAAGUCUGGCGAACUGGAGAAAACCUUUCAAAAGAGAAAUGGACCACCUUGCGAUCGACAGAUACGGUGGGAAACCUCAAGGCCGAUGCCCGUACUCCCCGUCCAGGAACUCCAUCCCGACUGCAGUCUGAUAUGUCUCGAUCAGAGACCCCAAGCCGGCCAGAAUCGAGAUUUGGAGAACGAUCUAGCACACCAAGUAUUGUCCUGGAACGAGACGAGCGGGAGGAAUUUUUGAGGCGAGAGAACGAACUGCAGGAUCAGCUCGCAGAAAAGGAAACGUACAUCGCCAACGCAGAGAAGGAAGUCCAAGAGAAAAAGGAGGAGCUUAAGAUACUCAAGGAGAAUGCUGUCCGAACCGGUAAAGACAACGAGAAACUGAACGCGGAGGUCAACGAGCUGCGCAUGCAGCUGGAGAAAGUAUCAUAUGAAAGCAAGGAGCAAGCCAUCACCAUGGAUACCCUGAAGGAAGCCAACUCCGAGCUUACAGCUGAACUGGACGACCUCAAGCAACAGCUUCUUGACGUGCGCAUGCGUGCCAAGGAGACGAGCGCAGCCUUGGACGAGAAAGACAAAAAGAAGGCAGAACGGAUGGCUAAGAUGAUGGCCGGGUUUGACAUGAAGGUGGACGUGUUCUCCGAGAACGAGCGCAAGAUAAGGAACUUGAUCGAGCGUGUAGACAGUCUGCAUGCAACCAGCUCUGCAGGCGAAGCGGUCUCCCCAGAGGAGUUUGUUGAGUUACGGGGAAGCUUGGUGGAAGCCCAGGGGGUAAUCAGACAAGCUGAGCUCGCCAUGACCAGCCGUGAAGAAGGCUUCAACGGGGCUUUUGACGGAAAGCUGUUAGAUAAGAUAGCUGCGCUUCAGCAAGAAGUCGACGAUCUUCUCGAACAGAAUCUUGGGGAGGCGGAUAUCUCAGAAAUCAAGGAAAAACUCAGCCAGGCAUACUCUGAAGGCAACGAGCUGGAGAAGAUGGCCGUGGAGCAUCUCAGACGUGAGCUCUAUCUCAGAGAUGAAGAGCUUACCCGCCUGAGACAGUCUGUCGCCGACUCUACAGCGCGCUCUCAGCCCAAUGGAUCCUCUGCCAGUGCAGGAGGAAGUGCGACCAUCAACAGCAAGACCCUGCAGCAGCAGAUUGCUGAUUUUGACAUCAUGAAGAAAUCUCUUAUGCGCGACUUGCAGAACCGGUGUGAACGGGUAGUUGAACUUGAAAUAUCGCUAGAUGAGACCCGUGAGCAGUACAAACAAGUCCUGCAGUCGUCCAACAACCGUGCCCAGCAGAAGAAGAUGGCAUUUUUGGAGCGCAAUCUCGAGCAGUUGACCCAUGUACAACGCCAACUGGUGGAACAGAACGGCAGCCUCAAGCGGGAGGUCGCCAUUGCCGAGCGGAAGUUGAUAGCCAGAAAUGAACGAAUCGAGAGCCUGGAGACCCUUCUCCAGGAAAGCCAGGAAAAGCUAACGGCUGCCAACCACAGGUUCGAAGCGCAGCUCACAGCCGUUAAGGAACGCCUGGAAGCCGCCAAAGCUGGCUCUACCAAAGGCCUUUCCUCCGACUCUGCUGGUUUCGGUUUUGGAGGCUCGAGGAUAGCGAAACCGCUUCGUGGUGGCGGUGGUGCGGACGCACCAUCCAAUUCCACCCUGUCCGGUGUCCAGGCACAGGAUUCCUCGACAAAUGCCGGCCCAAAACGUACCAGCUGGUUCUUUGACAGACGAUAA
Molecule: messenger RNA, 2652 nt
Organism: Trichophyton rubrum CBS 118892
Lineage: Eukaryota; Fungi; Ascomycota; Eurotiomycetes; Onygenales; Arthrodermataceae
Product: kinesin heavy chain
Exons: 2
Coding region: 1-2652 (883 amino acids)
Biological process (GO): mitotic spindle organization; microtubule-based movement
Molecular function (GO): microtubule binding; microtubule motor activity; ATP binding
Source: RefSeq, a predicted model, not a curated record